AUGGCAUGGCAUGGCAUGGCAUGGCAUGGCAUGGCAUGGCAUGGCAUGCAGCCAGGCGGGCAUGUGUUGGUUCGAGACUAUGCUGCUGGCGACCUGGCUCAGGUGGGUGGCUCAAAUCUGUUUCUCACGUGUGUUUCACAGGUGUGUUUCUCAGGUGUGUUUCUCAGUGUGUGGGUCAGGUGCCAUGCAUGGGAGCAGGUGAGCAACCCCAUGAUUGUGGUCACUGCGUGCUGCCCUGCUGCCGCGCACCCAUUCUCUGCAACAGUCUAUCCCCUUCCGUCUCGCCUCCCCACCACCCUGCCGUGUGCGCAGGAGCGCCUGAGGCGCAAGGAGCAGCGCAUCGCAGACAACUUCUAUGUGCGCGGCGAUGGCACCCGAGCAUACUACUUCACGGAGGCGGCGCUGGGAGAGCUGUUUGAGGGGGCGGGCAUGCAGUGCGUGCACAUGGGCGUGUGUGAGCGCACCGUCACCAACCGCGCACGACAGAUCGACAUGCACAGCCUCAUCAACCCCAUCAACCCCCUGCCUGUCUACGCACGCCCCCAGGACCACGCCCUCUCCCUCUCGCACCUGCCGCUGCGCGUGCGCCUGCUAUCCCGCGAGCACCAGCACACGCACGGCAGCACGGGGCGGCUGCUGUGGGAGUCGUCUCAGGUGCUGGCGGCGCUGCUGCUCGCCCACCCCGCCCUCACCCGCCACGCCUCCCUCCUCGAGCUCGGUGCGGGCGGCGCCGCACUCUGCUCGCUCGCAGCCACUCACAGCGCGCCACGUGUCAUCGUGGCUACAGAUGGGGACGAGAGUGCUCUGAGUCUGCUGCCGGGGAAUCUGGAGCUGAAUGCGGGGAGCUUUGAGACGAGCAGGAUCAAGGUGUGCCGGCUGCGGUGGGGCAAUGAGGGCGACGAAGCAGCGGUGAGGCAACUGCUUCCCUCUGAUGAUGUGGUUGGUGCGGAACAGGGCCGAGUGCAGGAGGAGGGAGGCGGCAGCACAACUGGUUCAGAAGGGAGCACCGCACACAUUCCUGCUACGGCUGGCUGCAGUGUGAAGGAAGGCGAUGCCGGGGCUGCUUGUACCGAAGCGCAGCAGGGGAGGGGGUUCGAUGUAAUCUUGGGAGCCGACGUGGUGUACGUGCGUGCCGCUGUGCCGCUGCUCUUCCAGUCCGCUUCCCGCCUCCUGGCUCGCCGGGACGGCAGCGGGCGUGUGCCGGUGCUGCUGCUGUGCCACAUCACCCAUCAGGUGUCCGAGCCUGAUGUGCUGGCAGCAGCAGCAGCGGCAGGGCUAGAGUUGGCGGAAGGAGAGGUGGCGGAGCUUGUUGGGGGGAGUGUGGAGCGGGCAAUGCAGGCAGCAGUGGGGACGGUGUUCCCUGGUGAAAGCAGAGAUGCUUCCCUCUUCCGCCUCCUCUGCUUCCGUGCCUCGAGAUCAUCUUAG
Molecule: messenger RNA, 1425 nt
Organism: Closterium sp. Yama58-4
Lineage: Eukaryota; Viridiplantae; Streptophyta; Zygnematophyceae; Desmidiales; Closteriaceae
Source: the annotation of a GenBank genome assembly